Molecule: messenger RNA, 4327 nt
Organism: Tribolium madens (black flour beetle)
Lineage: Eukaryota; Metazoa; Arthropoda; Insecta; Coleoptera; Tenebrionidae
Gene: Usp7
Product: ubiquitin carboxyl-terminal hydrolase 7
Exons: 10
Coding region: 539-3877 (1112 amino acids)
Biological process (GO): regulation of protein stability; protein deubiquitination
Cellular component (GO): cytosol; nucleus
Molecular function (GO): cysteine-type deubiquitinase activity; protein binding; cysteine-type endopeptidase activity
Source: RefSeq, a predicted model, not a curated record
UUGUAGAUUGUCAAAUUUGUGUGAGAAUAGCGUAAUUUAGUUUUUUGAGGGUUUGCGCGGGAAAAUUCGUAUCUGGGCCCCCAUUUCGUGCGUACGCAUCCGCGCAGUCGAUUGCAGAAACCGGUGUUGGUUGUCGAGUGUUGUGCCCACCAUCGCGAUUUGAGUGCGAAGAAAAUGCCUCCAUUUUGUUUAUUUUUGUCAGUGAAAAGCUCAUUAAACGAAUCGAAAUAAUAAAAUCGAGUGAGUGUUUUGAGUGUGAAAAGUCCGUCACGUGUCACAACUCAUCCAACAACUCUCACUCUAUAUAUGUGUGUUGUGUGCAGCCCUCUCUCAGAGGGUACAAAAACCAGCAAGAAUUGGUCGCGUUACGAGUAAGCACUUCGUCAAAUUGACCACGGUCUCCGGCACUAAAAAUAAUCAGAAUAAUCACUGUUGCGUUGCACAGUCGGACAAAGACCUCUUGAAUACCAAAAAGAACAAAGGUGUGUUCGGUUUUGCGAAAGACAGGACGGGGGCUGCCAAGACGCCAGCGCUUAAUAUGAACCACGUCACGGGCCAAUACAGACGUAACGACGACACCUCCGGCGGCGAGGUGGAGGAAAUGGAGACACAGGAAGUCACCACUACUGAUUCUACGGACACCGGCGCCGCCGAAAUGGACCAACAAAACGGUGAAGUCAUCAUUGGGCCCCAACCCGAUCCUGGAAUGACAGUCCAAGACGCCGAUAUGGAGGAGGACGAAUCACGCUCAGAGGCCACUUUUCGCUACACUGUUCAACAAUUUAGCAAACUGAAAGACUCUGCCCUGUCUCCUGCAUGUUACGUGCGGAACCUCCCGUGGAAAAUUAUGGUAAUGCCGAGGAACAGUCACGGACAGGACCGGACUGCGCAACGUUCCUUGGGCUUUUUUCUUCAAUGUAACGGCGAAAGUGAAUCCUCUUCGUGGUCUUGUUAUGCCGUUGCCGAAUUAAGACUCUUGUCUGUUCGACCCGAUGUUGAACCUUUCUCACGAAAAAUACAACAUUUGUUUUACUCAAAGGAAAAUGAUUGGGGAUUUUCACAUUUUAUGGCAUGGAAUGAGGUUUUAGACCAAGAGAAAGGCUAUAUUAAAGAUGAUGCUAUUACUUUGGAAGUACAUGUCGUGGCUGAUGCCCCACAUGGUGUAUCAUGGGAUAGUAAAAAACAUACAGGUUACGUGGGUUUAAAAAAUCAAGGAGCAACUUGUUACAUGAAUUCUCUACUACAAACUUUAUAUUUUACAAAUCAAUUACGAAAAGCUGUUUAUAAAAUGCCAACUGAAUCGGAUGAUUCAACGAAAUCUGUAGCAUUAGCUCUUCAGCGAGUAUUUCAUGAAUUACAAUUCUGCGAUAAACCAGUUGGUACGAAGAAGUUAACGAAAAGUUUCGGUUGGGAGACUUUAGAUUCAUUUAUGCAACAUGAUGUACAGGAAUUUCUCAGGGUACUUUUAGAUAAACUUGAAAGUAAGAUGAAAGGGACUUGUGUGGAGGGCACCGUUCCGAAACUUUUCGAAGGUAAAAUGAUUUCGUAUAUUCGAUGUAAAAACGUGGAUUAUUCGAGUACACGUUCGGAGACUUUUUACGAUAUUCAAUUGAAUAUCAAAGGAAAGAAAAAUAUCGAUGAGUCAUUUAAGGAUUACAUUGCAAAGGAGACUCUAGAUGGUGAUAAUAAAUACGAUGCUGGUGAACAUGGAUUGCAAGAUGCUGAAAAAGGAGUGAUUUUUUCGGCUUUUCCUCCAGUUUUGCACUUGCAUUUAAUGCGUUUUCAAUACGAUCCAAUUACCGAUUGUUCUGUUAAAUUCAAUGAUAGAUUUGAAUUUUACGAGAAGAUUUCUCUAGAUGCUUAUUUACAAGAUCCGGAUCCAAAUAAUCCAGCCAAUUAUACUCUACAUGCUGUUUUGGUACAUUCAGGUGACAAUCACGGUGGCCAUUAUGUUGUUUUUAUAAAUCCAAGAGGUGAUGGUAAAUGGUGUAAAUUCGACGAUGAUGUCGUCUCUAAAUGUACAAAACAAGAGGCAAUCGAACAUAAUUAUGGUGGACAUGAUGAGGAUAUGAAUAUGACAGUGAAACACUGUACAAAUGCUUACAUGUUGGUGUAUAUUAGAGAUUCAGAAUUACAUAAUGUAUUGCAAGAAGUAACCGAUGCUGAUAUACCAAGUGAAUUAGCUGAUCGACUUGCCGAAGAAAAACGAAUGGAACAAGUGAGACGAAAGGAACGCAAUGAAGCACAUCUUUAUAUGACAAUUAAUGUACUACUUGAAGAUAGUUUUGAUGGACAUCAAGGUAACGAUUUAUAUGAUCCUGAUCGUCCACUAUUUCGUGUAUUUAAAAUCAAAAAGAUGGCAUUAGUAAGCGAAAUGAUGGAUAUGUUUGCUGAUGCAUUUAAAUAUCCAACUGAACAAAUACGACCAUGGCCAUUUAGUCAAAGAUCAAAUCAGACAAUGAGGCCUAGUAUGUUAGAUCUAGAAGCUGAAUCGCAUAAAGCUGUUAUAGAUGCGGCUGAAAAUCAAAAUCCUUGGACUAUAUUUUUAGAAUUGUUACCACCUGAUUCUGGUUUAACUGCAUUACCUAAUUUUGAUAAAGAAACUGAUGUUUUAUUAUUUUUCAAAAUGUAUGAUCCGAAACAGAAGAAAAUACAUUAUUGUGGACAUAGUUACUUACCGGUUACUAGUAAAUUAGGUGAUUUGAUACCGAUGUUAAAUGAAAGAGCUGGUUUUCCGUCAGAGACAGAAUUGGUGUUGUAUGAAGAAAUUAGGCCUAAUAUGAUCGAGAAAAUCACUAAUUAUAGUGAUCCCUUGGAGAAGGUUUUGGAUGAGUUGAUGGACGGCGACAUAAUCCUUUUUGAGAAAGAAGAACGCGAGGAAUUUUCUGACUUACCGACUUGUAUUGACUACUUCAAGGAUUUAUAUUAUCGUGUUGAGGUAACAUUUGUCGACAAAUGUACACCGAAUGAUCCCGGUUUUACAAUGGAAUUAUCGCAAAGGAUGACUUAUGAUCAGUUAGCACGUGCUGUAGCACAAAGAGUCGGUACUGAUCCUUAUUUAUUACAAUUUUUCAAAUGUCAAAAUUCCGUAUCUUCCAGUUACAAAGAUAGUCCUGGACAUCCUUUAAGGUGCACUUUUGAGGGCACCUUGAAAGAUCUUUUAGUUUUUUCGAAGCCUAAGGCGCCUAAAAAAAUCUUUUAUCAACAGUUGAGUAUUCGUGUUAACGAAUUAGAAAAUAAGAAACAAUUUAAAUGUCUUUAUGUGGGUCCGAAUGUAUUUGAAGAGAAGGAAUUAAUUUUGUAUCCGAAUAAAAGAGGAACGGUAAGUGAUUUGUUGGAGGAGGCAAAGAAACAAAUUGAGUUUGGGGAAGGAAGUACAAGAAAAUUAAGGUUUACCGAAGUUAGUUGUAAUAAAGUAGCACUGGGUCCCAAAGAAGAUACACCGCUAGAUCAUUUGGUAAUAAACGCAGCUAAAGUUUACAGAAUUGAAGAAGUACCAAGAGAUGAAUUGCAAAUAAACGAAGAUGAAAUGCUUAUUUCUUGUGCGCAUUUCCAAAAGGAAGUCUUUUCGACUUUUGGCUCACCUUUCUUAUUUAAAAUCAAACAAGGUGAGCCAUUUACUAAAGUGAAAGAACGUAUUCAAAAGCGACUCGGAGUCCCUGAUAAGGAAUUUGAAAAGUACAAGUUUUCUAUCGUCGCAAUGGGCCGACAACAGGUCUUACAAGACGAGGAGUAUGUAGUUAAUUUAGCUGAUUUUAGACCACUUCCUAAUCAAGCGGGGAGUCCGAAACCGUGGUUGGGCUUGGAUCAUAUGAACAAGGCCCCAAAGAGGUCACGUUUUAAUUAUUUGGAAAAAGCCAUCAAAAUUUACAAUUGAGAGACUGAUGAGGAAGCUUAAUUUAACAACCUUCCACUUUUCGGCUCUACAGUAUUGCCAAUAAUUGAUCGUGAUUUCUCUAAAGUUAGUGGAAUCGAUAAAUGUAAGGUGCGGCUGCUUUGUGUAAGCACAAGUCUUCUGCUGUGUGACACCAUUUUGUAUAUAUAAAAUAUAUAUUUGUUCAUGUCUGUCUAUUUAGAAUAUAUUCGCGCUAAAUGCUGAAUGCUAGCUGUUUAUUUAAUUCGGUUUCGAGUUAUUUUCUUUUGAAUUAAUUUAAUUAACUGUUUGUAGAUUUUUUGUGUAAUGAAACGGUUUGAAUCAUUGAGAAUUUCCAUUAGAUAUUAUUAUUAAGGGAGUCGCAAUUUUAUUAUUCAAUCUGUAUAAAUUGUGAUGUUGGUUGUAACAUUUUCUUUUUAAUAAGCAUGAAAUAUAUGCAACUGAUUUUUCACA